Molecule: messenger RNA, 592 nt
Organism: Sinocyclocheilus rhinocerous
Lineage: Eukaryota; Metazoa; Chordata; Actinopteri; Cypriniformes; Cyprinidae
Product: mucin-2-like
Exons: 4
Coding region: 245-574 (109 amino acids)
Source: RefSeq, a predicted model, not a curated record
UGGUUAUACUACAUUUGGAUUUAAGGACAUUUAAGGACAUUUUUUAAAAUGAAUAUGUUUAACAUAAAUAUGUUUGCACUAUGUUGGGUUACCAUGUGAUGUCCGACUUCCUAAUAUCCCAUACUGAACUGAGUAAAAGUAUUUCUAAGAGAAACAAUUUAUUUGAUCUUAUGAAUGUUACCAUUCAGGGAAAAUUGCUGAUAAUAACGAGACAAAAACAUCAAUCUCACCCGCACACACCUCCAUGCAACAACAAAACACCAGCACUACUGCAGGCAAUUUCACUGAACCUAAUAACCAGACAAACACAUCAACCUCACCCGCACACACCACGCAACAACAAAACACCAGCAUCACUGCAGCUACAGGCCUCUCACCCACAAGCACUCCAUCACAAACCCCAUCAAUAACAGUUAAAGGUGUAGGGAAUGACACCACCUCACAUCCAAGCACUGGAUCUCCCACCUCCAUGCACUCCAGCUCAACCUCACCCUCACCCCCACCCACACCCACCACCAUCCUCUCGGGUAACACCACACCAUUUGUGCUCUCUGUACAAAUGAUUACUGUUUAGGUGAUAAAAUUGCAUUAU